AAAAAUCUAUUUUUUUUCCCCGAAAAAAUACGAAAAAAUAUUGCCCAAAAUGCAUUUCCAUAAGGGCUCCUCGCUCAUUUUCACAAUCUGAAUAAAUGGCCACUUCUUUCUUACACUCGCCGGCGCGCUUGAUCAUCCUCCAUGGAAGCUCCCAUCAAUCCAAAUUACCAUCUUCCAAAACGAGCUUUUAUUUGGUCAACAAAGGACACUUACAACUGAAAUCCAAAUGUUUCACUAAACUUCUGGAAUCUGCUUAUCUAGUUCAUUCCAAGAACUCAGAGUUCCCAAGAUUUUCGAUUCCGAGAACCUCUACGGACGAUGUUCUUCAAACAAUUGAAAACGAGGGGUUCUCAGUGAAUGUGGAGAAUCCGGCGAAGUUCCUAUUCUGGGUGCUGUUCUGGGCUUCUGUCUCUGUUGCGCUCUUUGCGGUUUCUAAGGAUGCUGAGGCGGCGGCAGCGGCGGCGGAUUCUAUCAGAACGUCGGGCAUUGGCUUGAAGGUGGCUACUGCUUUGAGACGUCUGGGCUGGGCGGACGAGGCUGUGGUGUUUGCCUUGGCUACGUUGCCUGUCCUUGAGCUUCGUGGGGCUAUUCCUGUGGGUUACUGGUUGCAGUUGAAGCCCUUUUCCCUUACUGUGUUGUCUGUUUUAGGGAACAUGGUUCCAGUGCCCUUCAUUGUGCUUUACUUGAAGAGGUUGGCAACCUUCCUGGCAGGGAAGAAUGAGUCAGCAACCCAGUUUCUGGAGGUGUUCUUUGAUUGGGCGAAGAAGAAGGCUGGUCCCGUAGUGGAAUUUCAAUGGCUCGGGUUAAUGCUCUUUGUGGCUGUACCAUUCCCAGGAACUGGAGCUUGGACCGGAGCGAUUAUUGCAUCAGUCCUGGAAAUGCCAUUCUGGUCUGCUGUUUCAGCAAACUUUGUUGGUGUAGUGCUGGCUGGCCUCUUGGUAAACUUGCUGGUGAACGUCGGGCUCAAGUAUGCCAUUGUGACUGGAGUAAUUCUAUUCAUCAUUUCAACUUCCAUGUGGGGUGUCCUUCGCAGUAUAAAAAGAUCUCUUAACUCAUCAACAUGAAGUUCUACAUCAACAACAUCCCAGCCUUGAUCCCAAAAGAUUUUGGGGUUGGCGUCAACAUGAAGUCCUAUUAUGUAAAAAAUGUGGACUGUAACUUUUCAUUACAUUUCAGGCAGCUUCAGGACAUUAAAUUCAUUUGUUGUUGUGACCAGGGUGCGCCCUAAAUAUUGCAUGUAUCUGAUGGGUUGACUCAAUUAGUUCCAAGUCACUUGAGUGGUAUCUUAACUGGGUAUAACAUUCUGG
Cuscuta epithymum is the source of this 1307-nucleotide messenger RNA. Lineage: Eukaryota; Viridiplantae; Streptophyta; Magnoliopsida; Solanales; Convolvulaceae. The record is from the annotation of a GenBank genome assembly.